AUGAUUGUCAAUAAGGAGUGUUUGUGUUAUCAAAAGAUCGAUAAAAUAAAACCACUUCUAAACUCAGGCGUGCAAUGCAUAACGAAUCUUGAGGAUUUUCCACUGGUAUGUCUACAAAAAGGGUUGUUGUGGGUAGUGCUCGUUAGCCUUGACGAUCAAGAAGGUGCCCAUAUUCCCAGGUCUAUAGAUAUUGCCCCAAAUAUAACUUUCAGAUAUGCCGCCUAUAGGCAGUUCACUUGGUUUUUAUAUGCAAAAUUUGGUAGAGGUGUCAGGCGAGUUCUCCAAUCAUGCGUGGCUACAGCUGUUAGACAAAAGUUUCCUGAGUAUAAUGGCAGUUAUAGUAUUUUCAAAGGGAAAGAUAAUGAAGCCGAUGUUAUAACUUCCGAAAUUGAUGAAGCGUGGCAAUGGAACUAUUAUUCCUAG
Molecule: messenger RNA, 423 nt
Organism: Hydractinia symbiolongicarpus
Lineage: Eukaryota; Metazoa; Cnidaria; Hydrozoa; Anthoathecata; Hydractiniidae
Exons: 3
Coding region: 1-423 (140 amino acids)
Source: RefSeq, a predicted model, not a curated record